GGAUUUUCCGCACCAGCUUUCACCAGGUGCACACGACACUCUCACCCAGCUCCUUCCCCGCCUUUUGUCGAGUCUUUGCUUGUCGGAAGAUUGCAUUCUCAGCGUAGCUACUGCAGCUCGGCACAUCGAAGGAAGCAAUCAUGGGCGACGACCUCGAGGCGCGCUUGAAGACGCACCAGCGGGCCUUCGAGGGCCUGAUGUCCUUGAUUCCGGCCAAAGACUACUACGGCAAGGACGAGAGCAUCACCAGUACAGAGUGGACACGCGUGGGGAAGAAGCAGUCCAAAGCAGAGCGACAGGCUGCGAAGCGAGCGAAGCUAGACCCUGCAAACCAUAAGAGUGCCCUCGAUGUGUUGGAGGAAAAUGCUCGGAAACGGAAGCGGGAGCUCGAGGCUGAGGCCGAAGCCGACGGCAACGACUCUUCCGACCUGGACCUGGACAUUGAGCGAGAGAAGCCCGGUGAAGGCAUGAGAACACCGGCUUCCAAGGCGAAGAAGCAGAAAACCACCAAAGACGACGCCGACGCCGACGCUGAUGCAACCUCGACCCAGCAGACCAAGGACGAGGAGAAGAAGGUGGCGAGGGAAGCGCGAGCCAAGGCAAAAGCCGACAAGAAGCAACAACAACGUGAGAAGAAGAAGGAGAAGCAGGCACAGAAGCAACAAAACCAGCAGUUGAAGAAGGCACAGCAGGACGAGUUCAGCAGAGGCUUGACCGACACCAAGGAGUCAGACGACGAAGAUGAGGAGGCUUCCGACUCGGCGGGUGAUGAAGUAGAGCACGAUGACGACCAAAUUGAAGCUAUGGAUGUCAGCGGUCUAGUCGAGGAAGAGCAAUCUACCGCUACACCCUCGGCUGCGGACUCCACCGCCUCCACAGCGUCCGUGGCCUCUAAUGCAUCGUCUUCAUCAUCUAUGCCACCGCCGUCCGAAAUUCCGCACAAGAAGGAAAAGAAAUCGCUUAUACCCAAUCAGCAGAAACACGAAGAGUUCCGCGCUCGCCUCCAGGCACGGCUUGAGGAAAUGCGUGCCAAGAGAAAGGCUGAUGGUCCCGACGGACGGCCCGCAAAGAACCGCGCUGAACUGAUCGAGGCUCGGCGGAAAAAGGAAGCAGAGCGCAAACAGGCAAAGAAGGCCCAGCGCCAACUGGCACAGGAGGAUGAGGAUCGCCUCAAGGCAGAGGAGCAGCUCGCGCGGAUACGCGGUGGAUCUGGUUCUCCCUCCAUCUUUUCACAUCGCUCUUCGCCCGACCGAGAGCGAAACCUGAGUUUUGGCCGUGUAGCGUGGAGCGAUGGCAAGCAGCUCGAAGGCGAUCUUUCAGGGUUCCGCGAAUCGAAGAAGUCCAAGGGCAAGUCGGACGCCAAAACCGCUCUCGAAGCAGCCAAGAACAAGCAGGCGCGUCUUAAUGCGCUUGACGAGGAGAAGCGCAAAGACAUCCAAGAGAAGGAUCUCUGGCUCAACGCAAAGCGAAGAGCGCAAGGCGAGCGGGUACACGACGACCCUAAGCUUUUGAAGAAGAGCGUCAAGCGUAUGGACCAGGCUAAGGCCAAGAGCUCGCGGGAAUGGGGCGACCGUAAGGAAGCAGUCGAAAAGGGCAAGGAGCAGAGGCAGAAGAAGCGUGAGGAGAACUUGCGGAAGCGGCGAGAAGAAAAGGGAGUAAAGGGCAAAAAGAAGGCAUCGAAGCCAGGGAAGAAGGUCAAGAAGCGGGCCGGUUUUGAGGGAACGUUCAAAGCCAAAUAAGGGCGCUUUAAAGUAGUAGCCUCUGUGUAUAUUGGAUUAGCGUAGCAUUUUUGGCGUAGCGGCUGAUGAAUGGAU
Paraphaeosphaeria sporulosa is the source of this 1814-nucleotide messenger RNA. Its product is annotated as SURF6-domain-containing protein. Bases 141 to 1739 code for a protein of 532 amino acids. NCBI's taxonomy places the organism in Eukaryota, Fungi, Ascomycota, Dothideomycetes, Pleosporales, Didymosphaeriaceae. The record is from RefSeq and is a predicted model, not a curated record. Gene Ontology annotation, biological process: ribosomal large subunit biogenesis; ribosomal small subunit biogenesis. The transcript has 3 exons. Gene Ontology annotation, cellular component: nucleolus. Gene Ontology annotation, molecular function: RNA binding; DNA binding.